Molecule: messenger RNA, 2447 nt
Organism: Trematomus bernacchii (emerald rockcod)
Lineage: Eukaryota; Metazoa; Chordata; Actinopteri; Perciformes; Nototheniidae
Gene: syk
Product: spleen tyrosine kinase
Exons: 15
Coding region: 360-2231 (623 amino acids)
Biological process (GO): intracellular signal transduction; neutrophil activation involved in immune response; cell differentiation
Cellular component (GO): cytoplasm; extrinsic component of cytoplasmic side of plasma membrane
Molecular function (GO): non-membrane spanning protein tyrosine kinase activity; ATP binding; signaling receptor binding
Source: RefSeq, a predicted model, not a curated record
GGAAGUAAAAUAAGUCGUUGAAUUGAGGAAGCUCCGGCGCUCCUCAUGUGUCAGAACGCAGCUGUAAAGCAUCUGCUGAGGCUUUGACAGCUUUUUGAUGCACAUUUUUGUUGUUUGUAAGGAUCCGUCUGAGUUUUCGAGGCUCUGUUCGUCCCCCGGUUUUGUUCAGAGGACGGCAGCAGAGGACAUGCUGGAGGACUGAGGGACGGAGAGGAUCAGGAACACCUCAUGUGUACAGAUAUAAAGUGUGAUGCCCCGGUGGCAUGAAGUCAAACUCCUGAACAAAGAGGAUCCAGACUAUUGAAUAGCAUCCUGUGGCUGAACUUCACUAGGGGCCUUCCUACCAUCCAGACGCCAUCAUGGCUGACGCAGUGAACGCCCUGCCCUUCUUCUAUGGCAACAUCACCAGGGAGGACGCGGAGGAAUACCUGCAGCAGACGAGCACCAGCAACGGCUCCUAUCUGCUGCGGCAGAGCAGGAACUACCUGGGGGGCUUCGCUCUGUCCGUGCUGCACUCCAGCCGCUGCUACCACUACACCAUCGAACGAGAACCCAAUGAAACGUUCGCCAUCGCCGGAGGGAAGAGCCACAGGAGCCCCGAGGAGGUGAUCGACUACCACUCGCAGGAGAUGGAUGGUCUGGUGUGUCUGCUGAAGAAGCCCUGCAACAGACCCAAGAACAUGCAGCCCAAGGUGGGGCCGUUUGAGGACCUGAAGGAAAAACUGAUCCGGGAGUAUGUGAAGCAGACGUGGAAUCUGGCGGGAUCAGCUCUGGAGCAGGCCAUCAUCAGCCAGAGGCCUCAGCUGGAGAAGCUCAUCUCCACCACGGCCCACGAGAAGAUGCCCUGGUUCCACGGAUCGAUCACACGAGAAGACUCGGAGCCCCGGCUGCAGAGUGGCAUGAGGGCGAGUGGAAAGUUCCUGAUUCGGCAGAGGGAUACGAACGGAUCCUACGCUCUGUGUUUACUGCAUGAAGGACAAGUCAUGCAUUAUCGUAUCGACCGGGACCGGACGAGCAAGCUCUCCAUCCCAGACGGAAAGAAGUUUGACACCCUGUGGCAGCUGGUGGAGCACUACUCAUACAAACCAGACGGCCUGCUGCGAGUGCUGACAGAGCCCUGCUCCAGACCUGAUGGAGACAUGGGGAUGAUCGGACGACCACCACUCCCCCGGGACCAUCCUGGGAUAACUUCUGCCUUUCAAAAUGCAGCCGGUGGACUCUUCAACAAACUCAAAACACAACUUCCCAUACCCGGUAUCAAAAAGCCGGGCCGGGGGGCUCGACAAAGCGCUUCAGAUCUCAACCCGUAUGAAACCAGCGUGCCGGGUUACCCAGAAGUCGGCAAAGAGGCCAUGCCCAUGGACACAGACGUUUACGGGCCGUACGCAGACCCAGACGAGCUGAGGAGCUCCACAGUGGAUCGAAGCCAGCUGUUCCUGGAGGACGGAGAACUGGGAUCUGGGAACUUUGGGACUGUCAUAAAGGGCACCUACGUCAUGAGGAAGACAAGGAAACCAGUCGCAGUGAAAAUCCUGAAGAAUGAUGACAACAACCAGUCGAUGCACGAGGAGAUGCUGCGAGAGGCCAACGUCAUGAAGCAGCUGGACAACCCCUACAUCGUGCGGAUGAUCGGGAUCUGUGAGGCGGAGAGCCUGAUGCUGGUGAUGGAGCUCGCUGAUCUGGGGCCGCUCAACAAGUUCCUGCAGAAACACAAGCAGACCACCAUAAAGAACAUCACGGAGCUGGUGCACCAGGUCUCCAUGGGGAUGAAGUACCUGGAGGAGCAUAACUUUGUGCACAGAGACCUCGCCGCCCGCAACGUGCUGCUGGUCACGCAUCACUACGCCAAGAUCAGUGACUUCGGCCUCUCCAAAGCUGUGGGCGAGGACCAAAACUACUAUAAGGCCAAAGGUCAUGGCAAGUGGCCGGUGAAAUGGUACGCUCCCGAGUGCAUCAACUACUUAAAAUUCUCUUCCAAAAGUGACGUGUGGAGCUUCGGGGUGCUCAUGUGGGAGGGCUUCUCCUACGGACAGAAACCUUACAAGGGAAUGAAAGGAAAUGAGGUGAUGCAGAAGAUUGAGAGCGGGGAACGUAUGGACGCUCCGAUGAACUGUCCGAUGGAGAUAUAUGAGCUCAUGAGGACCUGCUGGACAUACAAGGCAGAUGAACGGCCUGGAUUCGCCGUUGUUGAGCCAAGACUACGAGAGUUUUAUUACGAUAUUGCACAGUGAUUCGUCACGUGGAAGUUGAUGCAAAGCUGUGGUUGAUGAGGAAAAACUGCAUUUAAUCCUGAUUAUGACUGGAGAUGGAUAUGAGAUAUUAAUGCUGUCUGUAAGAUAUUGACUCGAGGAAUAUCAUUAUGCAAAUCACGUUUAUUUUAUUACUUCUCUUGUUCCUUCCUGAAUGUAAACAAUAUGGAGGUUGUAAUAAACAUUAUGCAAGUCUCA